GAUUUCAAGCAUUUGGCGAAGGAUCCGAAGUGGUUGUCAGAUCCGAACAAUGCUGAGACCCUGCUCACUCAGAUGGAUGCUCCGGAGUACUACGGCGACGACCAGGACGAGCAUCUGCUAGCUUCGCUGUCAAGGAUUACAUAUCACUUGAAGCGCCAACGAAACCAGAAUGCCCGGCAGUUUCUGGCUAAAUGGGAAGCAGCAGAGAGGAAGGUGCAAGAGCACCGGGUCAACCUCCCUUCCAUCUACAAGGGCUUCUUGCUGAUCAAUGCUUUGGGCCUUGCUGAAAGUGACAUCAAGGCUCUUUUGAACUUUACGCAAGGAUCGAUCGAGCCCAAGGAUGUCAAGCAUUGGCUGAGAAAGCAUGAGGCCAAGAUCCAGGCCAACCAGCUUGGCAACGAGAACCUCGCGAAAGGCAGCAAGGCGGCUACCUCUACGGUUCACCUGGUGGAAGGCGAGACAGACUUGAACGAGGAGGAGACGACCGUCGAGAAGGAGGACGAUGACUUGGAGGCCAUGGAAACCAUGUUGGCCGACAUGGUGGACAACCCCCUCCCCGAGUCAGAGGUGUUUGAGGAGCAAGAAGCGGCGGAGAUUCUUGCGAUGAUGAUCCGGGAGAAGAAGAAGACAUACACCCAGUCGGCUCAGCUUAAGAAGGAUCGAGAAUUAGGUCGUGGAUACCGCCAAGGUUCGGCAGGCCAGAACCCUCGCGCAGCCACGGGGCCUUUGAGGCCCGGGACCUAUCGACUUUCGAUUGCUGAAUUGAAGCAGCGGACACGCUGUCAGAAGUGUGGACGCAUCGGGCAUUGGAAACGUGAAUGCCCCGGCGUCACCGGCAACGGCCAGGCUUCCAAUCAGAAGGAGACUCAUCUCCUCGAGGUGGACGUUGAUGACUAUGACGACGCUAUGUUUUGCCAUCUCCUCGAGACCAUCCCCGAUGAUGAUAGCGAUCCCGGGCCAACCUCGGCCAGCGGAUCGAUUUUGAAUCAGGAGGCAGAGCCAAAGGGCUGCGGCGUAGGACACAGUGCCAAGGCCCCGUUCUUGAUUUCGCUGAAGUUUCUCAUUCAGGGGGAUGCGGUGAUUGGUCUGGUUCAGGGGAAAUUGUGUCUUAAGGAAGCUGAGAAUCGCUUGCAGCAGAGUGAACAUGGUGAAUUCGAAGUGCUGUUCGCCAUGGACUGCUCUUCGCCGACCAACAAGCGAGCCCGACCGGAGCAGGACGACCCAGCCAGGACAGCCAGGGCACUCGACCAUUGGUGCAACCUUCUGCUGAGGAUCUGUGUGAUUUUCCGUCCACUGAUCCAGCUGAUGGUCAACUUGGUGGGCAACUCCCUCGACCGGUCCUGCACGUCAAGCACAAUGUCAAGGAGUUCCACCUGGCACGGCUGCAGGAACUCAACAUAA
Symbiodinium necroappetens is the source of this 1401-nucleotide messenger RNA. The record is from the annotation of a GenBank genome assembly. Lineage: Eukaryota; Dinophyceae; Suessiales; Symbiodiniaceae.